GUUGGAGAAUGUAUUAGUAUGUAUUAGUCAUAUAAAUCACGUAUCGGGAACUCCAGCGUCAUCGCUGCACGCCGCUCUCUUCUAGGAUCCGUCAACACCUCUUCCCAACGCUUCCGUCUGGCUGAACAAAUAAUCUUGUAUGGCCGGCAGCAGCACCGUUCACCCGAAAAAGCUAUCUGUUAUCGAUAUCUAUUUUACAAUAUGCGACCAUUUAGAUGGAGAAGAAAGAAACGGUCAACCGGGUCGAAUAUGAUGGGGCUUGAUCUUCUGGUCUCCUUGCUUGCAUUAUCCGUAUCACCCUGCAUCGCCGCUACUCGAAGUCCUCUCCAAAUCCCCGUCCUAGACACUCAACCUAUUGAAACAGGUCGUGAAUUUACAUUACGACAUAUGUUGCAUCAUGGAACGUACCGAGAUCCUCUCCUGCAUAAGCGACUUGACAUCAGGCCUGAUACUGUGCUAUGGGCUGCCUCAGAAAAUGGUGAAAAAAGGGAAUCGGUUCCUCGGUUUCGCGUUUCUUCAAGACCUAUCAAUAUCCACCGUCUCUCUGAUCGUCAUGUUUCCGUCGUUGAAGAUUAUCUCUCAACCGCCAGAAUGACAAGCUCUCCAGUAACACUCUCAUCAGAUUAUUGGACUCUGGACGAAGUAGACGCACCUGAUGUGACAGAUAAAGAGACGGUGCUUUCAUUAGCUAAAAUGACCUCCAACGCUUACAUCAUGAUUCCGGGAUCAGGCGAAUGGUUUGAUGUUUUCCCUCCUUUCAACCAUUCAGACAGCUUCGGAUGGGACUCUGAUGGACUGAGAGGCCAUAUUUACUCAGAUAAUACAAACUCUACAAUCGUGGUUGUGUUGAAGGGUACGUCUGCGGCCAUUUUCGAUGGCGGCGGGACGACAACCAACGACAAGGUUAACGACAACUUGUUUUUUAGUUGUUGCUGUGCCCAAGGUGGGCAUUACUUUUGGCGACAAGUCUGCGACUGUUACUCGUCUACAUAUACUUGUAACACAGCUUGCGUCAGGAAAGCUCUAAGACAAGAAAACCGCUAUUAUCGAGCUGCCCUUAAUCUUUACUCCAAUAUCACUGCAAUGUAUCCCGAAUCAAAUAUCUGGGUUACGGGACAUUCACUGGGUGGUGCCGUUUCAAGCCUGCUAGGGAUGACAUACGGAUUGCCCGUGGUCACGUUUGAAGCUGUGCCAGAAGCACUACCUGCUUCACGCCUUGGACUGCCUCCGCCUCCUGGAACCGAUCCAUCUUCACCCCAGGCAAGGAAUUACACUGGUGCCUACCAUUUUGGCCACACUGCCGAUCCCAUUUAUAUGGGAACGUGUAACGGCGCAACGUCUGUAUGUACACUUGGCGGCUAUGCUAUGGAGUCCUCUUGUCAUACUGGCCAAUUGUGCACUUACGACACAGUGGAAGAUUUCGGUUGGAGAGUUGGAAUCGGGACACACCGAAUCCAUGAAGUAAUUACAGAUGUUAUUGAGAGAUACGAUGACGUGCCUACAUGUGCCCCGUUCACAGAAUGCGUGGACUGUAACAACUGGAAGUUUUUCGAAAGCAACGAAACGACACCUACGCCCACUACCACCACUACGAGCACUUCAACCAGAACGAGAACGUCAACUUGCAAGACUCCCGGGUGGUGGGGAUGUUUGGAUCCAACCACGACUCCUACUACAACAGCGACAACGUCGACAACGUCUACAUCGACCUGCAAAACUCCCGGGUGGUUCGGCUGCAAGGAUCCUACCACAACAAGUACAGUACCUACUGCGUCUCCCGCGCCUACGAUUACUCCGACCUCCCCUCCAACGACUACUGCUUCCACGACUUCAACUUGCGAAAGCCCUGGCUGGUUCGGGUGUAAUGAUCCAACGAGUACCACGACCUUCCCUGCUCCAAGCACGACAUCGACCAGCACUCCUUGUUCGACUCCUGGAUGGUUCUGGGGCUGUCGUGAUCAAACCACUACAACAUCCGCAAGCCCUCCUAUCACAUCCCCACCCUAGACCUUUCUGCCCAUACAUGUGUCCCCAGAACAUUUAUGGGACUGAUCUGACUGAUCUGUCUAGAUCCCCACUCCAACUGAUUCAUUGACGUCACCGUGUUGUCGCUGAUAGGCAUUGCGAAGGGGACAACAGGAUUUUUCGGGUGAUCGGAACCUCAUUGGCAUCGGAACAGAACAGGCUAACAGACUACCUUCUGUCGGGCAUACCUAAUUAUUUCUCAUGACGAUACGUUGUUUUUCUAUGCUAGGCCAUUUUCAGUUUGCUAUUUCUUUUACUUUCAACUUAGGAGCGGGAAAUCUAGCAGUUGAUUUUUUCUACUUUUGGCAACAUAUAUUAUUUAUACUUAAGGGAUGAACCGGAGUUUGUUUGUCUUUUUGGCCUAUCUUAAUAUCCUUUGGAGCAAGAUUUAAUUAAUUAGAUACUUGGGCUCUUUUGAAAAUUCGAUACUGCUACAUGUAAGUAGAUUGUCUAGAUAGUUAGCUAUUUCUUUUGUUUGAUAGGCAGGCUUGCCCGGGGGGGGGGGGGGUGUUGGUCGGCCUGCAGGAGAAGCGCCUAGAAUGUGUCAGGAAAGCCUAACAUAUUUGGUUCAUUUCACUGAAACCUUCCCUCACCCCGGUUGGAGUUUGAGGAUAAACUGUUUUGAAUUUUUUUUGUU
This is a messenger RNA of Histoplasma capsulatum G186AR, 2662 nucleotides long. Its product is annotated as triglyceride lipase ATG15. Bases 202 to 2007 code for a protein of 601 amino acids. Gene Ontology annotation, biological process: multivesicular body membrane disassembly; neutral lipid catabolic process; piecemeal microautophagy of the nucleus. The transcript is spliced from 3 exons. Gene Ontology annotation, molecular function: glycerophospholipase activity. NCBI's taxonomy places the organism in Eukaryota, Fungi, Ascomycota, Eurotiomycetes, Onygenales, Ajellomycetaceae. The record is from RefSeq and is a predicted model, not a curated record.